AAUAGUUCCAAGCAAUCUUUGAAAAUAAAAAAUUGAUAUUAGGUAGAUGGUAUUAAUGAUGUAAGGCUUGCAUUCAACUACCAGAUACCCUUAAGCAACUGUCACAAUGGCAAGCAAUGUUGUAGAUGACUUGGAAGCAUCAUUUCAGAAUGCUUACUCCAGUCUCACAAGCCAGGAACAUUUCAACAUCAAUGACUCAGAAGAAGUCAAAGUUGGUGUGGAGCAGUGUUUACAGAAGUUCUUGGAGAAUGCCAGGCAAACAGAAAGUUGGUUCCUCCAAAGACGACUUAUUCUAUCUCACAAUAAACCUGAACUCAUAGUUAAAGAGGAAAUUCAAGAUUUGAAGGCAGAGCUGAUACGAAAGGAGCAGUUGAUAGCCAAACACCAUGAUAAGCUGCAGCAGUGGCAGUCAAUGUUACGUCAGCAAGUCCCUGUAAUGCAACAGUCGAACCCACAAAUGCAUCACCACAUGCAGCAACAACAGCUUCAGCAACAGCAGAAACAUCUGCAGUCCCCACAGAGACCUUUAGUGGCUCAACAGAUGAACCAACCAAUGGUGCGGAUGCCCACACCUCAACAGCAUGCAUCAUUGCCAUCUACUCCAACCAAUCCUCAUAUACCUGUUGGCCAACAGUCAUUUACUGGAAUGCCUGGGCCUUUGGCAUAUCUAGAACAGACUACAUCUAAUAUUGGAAUAGGAGAACAAAGGAGGUAGCCCAUAUCCUAUAUUUCCCUAAUCCCCACCAAUCUGCAUGUAAUCUGGGUCAUUUAUGGAUCUCUUAGUAUAAUAAAGAACAGGCUACACUGAAAUGGGUAUAAUUUUGAAAGGAACUUCUCUGAUGUGGAACAAUUGACAUUUAUACAUGGAUUUAUACCUCUUUUGCUACAGGACUUUCACUAGAAAGACUAUUACUAUUUAUUUUAAAUCCACCAUUGACAUGAAGAUAGAAUUUGUUACCACAAUAGGACUUCUCACACAGCUGUAUUUUUCUUCUUAAACAUUGUUUAUUCAACAAUAACUAAGGACAGUUUUGGUGUGACUUCUAUGGAGGAUUAAAAAUUAUUUUUUUGUCUUGAUAAAAUCAUAAUUUCUGAUCACCAGCUAGUUCCAGUCUGAUUCAUCAGGUCAUUAGUCAUCUCACUCUCAUCCAUUUGUAAGAUACUAUUUUUGAAAUAAAAA
Owenia fusiformis is the source of this 1180-nucleotide messenger RNA. The record is from the annotation of a GenBank genome assembly. Lineage: Eukaryota; Metazoa; Annelida; Polychaeta; Sabellida; Oweniidae.